AAAAUAAAAUAAAUAAAAAACGAUACGAUGCGUUUUGUUGCCGCCGGCAACUGAAAAAAAAAUAAAAAAAAAGACAUGAACACAAAAAGUCUCUGUGAAAGUGAAGAAACCACCAUGGAAAUCGAAGGCGAAGACGGCACGAAGCUCUUCCUGAAGACCGGAGUUAAGGAUGUAUUCGGAAGAGGAGCGGGAUUCAACACCGAAGACCUAACAGUGUCACGCCGCCAUGUUUCACUCGUAUUCAAACCCGCCGCCGCCGGAACCGAACCGUCCGAUAUGGUUUCCUUCGAGGUUCUCGGGAGGAAUCCAGUCUGGAUAAGGGCCGUUGAAAAGGGCAAAAAGAUUCAAACUUUGAGGAAACCCGAGACUGGAGAAAUCGCCACCGGCGAUCAAUUUUGUGUAUCGGGUAAUCACCCCAUUUGGUUCACUUUGAAGAGACGCGAUGAAGUUAUGGAGGAGCGAGCAUUGGAUCAUGGUGAAAUCGAAUUGAAUAUUGAUCCUGUUAAAGAGUUUGGAUUUCUUGUGAUUGGGAAAGAAUUUGAUCAGUAUCCAAAGAGUAGGGUGCGUGACAUAAAGCAAUGGGAAUGGUUUUUAGAGGAUUCCACUAAUGGAAAUAGCGAUGGUGAUGAAGAUGGAGAUAAGAAGGGAAGGAAGGGAUUAGGGAAAAAGAGAAGAAGGAAGAAAGGGAAUGAGGAUGAUGAUUGGAGUGUGGAAAGUGAUGAAGAUAAAGAGUUGAUGGUGAAAUCAAAAAGAGUUGUGACUCCUACUUACUCGACUAGAUCCAAGAAGACGAAGAAAGAUUCAAACGCUAGUAGUAGUAGUAGUAAUGGUGCUCAAACUAAACAGCGUGGAAGAGCAGAUGUCGAGGAAGAAGAUGAUGAUGAUGAAACAUUGGGAGGUUUCAUUGUUAGUGAUGAAGAAGCUAAGUUAGAAGAAGAAGAAGAAGAAGAAGACGAAUCAGAUGUAGAUGAUGAAGAAGAUGAAGACGAAGAAGAAGAAGAAUAAUAGCUGAAGUCUCCUAAUAAACCUGAAAUGUAAGCAAAUCUAAUCUUCUUCCUUUUACAACGACAAUCUUUUGUUCAAUAGUGUACUGUGUCUGUCUGAACUGAGAUUUCUGAUCAUAUGAUAUAUUAUUUGUUCAUUUGUACGAGUACAGUACUUGUGAAAUUCUCUACAACAUUACAGCUUCUAAUUUGGGGGUUUGAUUGCUAAAAAACGUUGCCG
Molecule: messenger RNA, 1224 nt
Organism: Arabidopsis thaliana (thale cress)
Lineage: Eukaryota; Viridiplantae; Streptophyta; Magnoliopsida; Brassicales; Brassicaceae
Product: SMAD/FHA domain-containing protein
Exons: 2
Coding region: 76-1005 (309 amino acids)
Source: RefSeq, marked reviewed